Ceutorhynchus assimilis (cabbage seed weevil) is the source of this 1006-nucleotide messenger RNA. The record is from the annotation of a GenBank genome assembly. Lineage: Eukaryota; Metazoa; Arthropoda; Insecta; Coleoptera; Curculionidae.
CCAAAACAAAAAUGUUUUUGAUUAUAAUUUUUAUCCUUACUGCUUGGCUAUUCACGCUCAAAAUUUACUUGCUAUUCAAAAGCAAAACUUGCCUGAAUAAUGUGAGUUUGAUUGGAAAAACUGUUGUGGUCACUGGAGCAAAUACAGGUAUCGGCUACUGUGCAGCUCUGGACUUUGCGAAACGGGGUGCCAGAGUGAUUUUAGCAUGCCGGGAUCGGGAAAAAGCGGAAAUUGCCAGGACGGAAAUUGUGAGGCAGACCGAAAACGUCAACGUUGAGGUUAAAAUAGUGGAUUUUGCCAGGCUUUGUUCGGUAAGGGAACGUGCUAAAGAUAUUCUGGAAAAUGAAGAUAGAUUGGAUGUGUUGGUGAAUAAUGCAGGAGCUGCUGCACUCUUGGAUAAGGUUACUGAAGAUGGGUUUCAGAAUGUGAUGCAAAUUAACUAUUUUGGGCCUGUAUUGUUCACUCUGUUAUUACUUGAUUUAAUGAUGAAAUCUCCAAAAGCACGAAUAAUCAAUGUGGCUUCUGUGUUAGCAAAAAUUGGAAAAAUUGAUCCAAGCAAUUUGAAUCAAUAUGCUAGAAGUUUAGGAACUUAUUCGAACUCAAAAUUGGGCAAUAUUUUAUUUACAAUGAUGUUAGCUGAGAAAUUAAAAGCUACUAGCAUAAGCGUCUUUUCACUUCACCCUGGAGUAAUACGAACCAAAAUAUUUCGAAGGCUUACCAUGCAAAACUGGUCCAAGACUCUAUUUAACUUUGCAGCGUAUUUUACGUUUAAAACUCCUCUACAAGGUUCUCAAACAAUCAUCUUCACGGCAACCGAGCAAAAUAUUGAAAAUCUAAGCGGAAGACAUUUUGAAGAAUGCGGAGUAGUUACGUCAUACACUUCAGCAACUAAUCGGAAAUUGGCUGAGGAUUUAUGGGAUGAAACAUUGAAGUUGCUUAAGAUUAAUGAAAAUAAAUUAUUUAUUGAUGGUGUAAAUUGAAUAAAAUCAUCUAUUACCAACUUUAA